Molecule: messenger RNA, 1104 nt
Organism: Talaromyces atroroseus
Lineage: Eukaryota; Fungi; Ascomycota; Eurotiomycetes; Eurotiales; Trichocomaceae
Product: Serine/threonine-protein kinase hal4
Exons: 1
Coding region: 1-1104 (367 amino acids)
Biological process (GO): protein phosphorylation; intracellular signal transduction; intracellular monoatomic cation homeostasis
Molecular function (GO): ATP binding; protein serine/threonine kinase activity
Source: RefSeq, a predicted model, not a curated record
AUGGGUACGGAUCAAGGCCACUGUCUAGACCGAGUGAAACCGGGCUUGCAACGGAAAGACACGAAAUUCUUCCUAUGCGACAACGGAGCGCAUACACAUCGUCUCUACGACGGCCGUCGGCAGGAUGGCUUGCUUGAGCUUCUGCAGGACAAACUUCAAGUACUAAGAGAAAAUGCGACACUCAUCAAAAGACAGAAUAGCAGCAGCGAUAACAGCGGGAAUAAGCAAGACAUCAUCCAGCCUGUGUCACCUAGGUCGUCGAAGUCACCAUCGCCAGUCCUUGGUAGUCCUCUGGCAUCAACUCACCAAACCACCUCACACACGUCGCUCAUCAAUCAGUACGGCACAAGCAAAGAACAGAUUGGCAGGGGCUCUUCAGGGGUUGUCACUGUCGCAUUUCGCCCUCACUCCGUCGAUCCUCCGACAGAUGGCCAGCUCUUUGCGGUGAAAAAGUUUUGUCGGCGAGAGAGGGACUCUGUCAAGAAACACUUGAAACGUGUUGGGGCAGAAUUCUGCAUUUCGUCAAGUCUUCAUCAUGUCAAUGUCAUUCAGACUUUGGAUUUGAUUCAGGAUACCGACGGCAAUUUCUGUCAGGUCAUGGAAUACUGUUCUGGAGGUGAUGUGUAUACGCGCGUGAGGUCGCAGGGGAAACUUUGUGCGUCAGAGGCAAAUUGCUACUUUAAGCAGCUCGUCCGCGGUCUAAAUUAUCUGCAUGCAACAGGCGUCGCGCAUAGAGACAUCAAACCGGAUAACCUGCUGCUCACUUGCAGAGGAUGCUUGAAAAUUGCAGACUUUGGAAACUCGGAAUGCGUGCGACUUCCAUGGGAAAAAAGUGUCCGGUUAUCCUCUGGUCUAUGCGGUUCGUUCCCGUAUAUUAGCCCCGAGCAAUAUAGCAGCGCCUUGGAUUCUAUGUCGUCGCAUCCUUUUGAUCUUAGAGCCGCCGAUGUCUGGUCUGCUGGAGUCGUGUACAUGGACAUGCGGACAGGGAAGCAUAUGUGGCGUUUUGCGGCUGUCGAUCGAGACAAGUAUUUUGAGGAUUAUGCGAGGAGUAGACGGGAAUAUGGGACAUGGGAGCCUAUUGAAAUGCUGGAGGGGGUAAGGUGA